AUUUGGCUAACCGAAGUUCUGUGGAUCCUUACAAGGAGGACUCUACGACGCUGCUCACGAUAGCCAGCAUAAAAAGCGCCAACCCGUAUUUGCGGUGCGUUGUGGAAGUGCUGCAAAACGGUACCAAGUCCCAGUUCAGCACCAUACCGGGUUUUCUAAUGGAACGUGGCGAUGCGGUAAUCUGUUUCCAAGAACUGGAAUGGGCUCUCACCGCGCAGAACUGCUUAGCGCCGGGGUGUGCCACGUUACUGUCCAACCUUAUCCGCGGCAUGUCCGGACCGGUUUCGGAUGUUAAGCAUGCUUCGCAAGACGUGCAAGAUUAUCUGCACGGCUGCUACAUGGAGCUGCAUUCCGGGUCUUUUAGUCCAGUUUUCCACGGGAUGACAUUUUUCCAUGCAGCCGAAUUCUGCUACUCCAAACUGGGUGUGGUGCUUAUUGGAACGUUUUCGUCGUCACGUUCUGCCAAGAAAAUUAGCGGGCAAACCGGUUUCCUUUUGUGUAAUUCUUCCGCUACGAUAAAAGAGGAAUGUUUGGGAUUAUUUCUUGCUAGUUCGGCUACCGACAUGCACAGAGUGUCCUGGUAUUGUGGGCUAUGCCACAACGAACUACUGGACAUAACACAGUGCAAGCCCUGCAACUGCCAGUGUUAAAGUUAAGAAACUGAACACUGAAGCGCCGCAAAAUCCACACCGAAAUAUUUGGAUUCAGUGCCAGGAGGAAUCCAAGCUCGACUGCACCCGAGGGCCA
Molecule: messenger RNA, 747 nt
Organism: Paramacrobiotus metropolitanus
Lineage: Eukaryota; Metazoa; Tardigrada; Eutardigrada; Parachela; Macrobiotidae
Product: calcium-activated potassium channel slowpoke-like
Exons: 5
Coding region: 159-650 (163 amino acids)
Biological process (GO): potassium ion transport
Cellular component (GO): membrane
Molecular function (GO): large conductance calcium-activated potassium channel activity
Source: RefSeq, a predicted model, not a curated record